This is a messenger RNA of Paraglomus brasilianum, 193 nucleotides long. The record is from the annotation of a GenBank genome assembly. NCBI's taxonomy places the organism in Eukaryota, Fungi, Glomeromycota, Glomeromycetes, Paraglomerales, Paraglomeraceae.
AUGAAACGGUCAUAUUCAAACCAAAAUAAAAGUGAUAAUGUCUUCAUUUAUAUGUAUAAUCCAUCGCUCGAGCCUACUCCUAUGCCUAACAUCGACCUCCCUAUGCAAUCAUUAAACUGUGUUGAUACCACUGAAAUCAACGAAGUUAAUGAGAUAAAUCAUCUUGAAAAUUUGGUGAAUGAGCAUACCAAUG